CGACGCGCCGGUCACGUGACCGCCUUUGUGCCCGGCGCUGCGGGUCGUGGUGGCGCAGGGCCUGGCGUAGCCUGGCGACAUCAGUGGCCAGCAAGCUUCGACUGCGGGCAGACGUGUGUAUCGUCGGCGGAGCGCGGCUCGAUCUCCCGUCGCGGCUACGCGAGAAACUCUCCUUUUUUUUCUCCCUCCCCCCUCUCUGUCUUCACUGGACGCGUGUGUGUCUCUCUCUCUCUCUCCUCCCGCUCCCGUCGUGCUCCCCCCCCCUCUCUCUUUCGUCCAUCUGUCGCUAUCAGUCACCCCCGUCUCCGCGGCGUGUGUUGUCGCGCGUGUCGUCGGCUCGGUCGGAGAGAAAACGUUCUCCCCUUCGCGUGUGGUUCCCGGGUUGGUGUUCUUGGUGCUCCGCUUCUCAUCCCGCGUGUGCUCCGAACGAGCAAACAAGAGAGAGAGAGAGAGAAAGAGAGUGAGUGUUUCGCUGCGCGAGGAGGCGAUUACCACGCAGUGGCAAAACGGCAGUGGCGGCGGCGGUCGCGAGGGAGAGCCCGUGCGUGCGUACGUGCAGCGUGCGUGCGUGCGUGCGGGCGUGCGUACGUACGCGCACCGAGGGAACAUCGUGGACUGGACGACGUGGACGGCCACAAACGUCGUCGGCUUCCUCCUCGCGCGACGCGUUCCCAUCGCCGCGUCGCCGUCUCCUUUCUCCACCACGUCGCGUGUCUCCUAGAAACAAGCGCCGCCCUCCGCUGCUCGUCCACCACGUUUCUCCCCUCCUCCACCUUGAUCCAUCACCGCGUUGGCACCCAGGAGGUAACCCCGACGGCGACAAAGACGACGACGACGACGACGACGUACGUUGUUAUGAAGCCCGCCGCCACGGGAGAGUGCGAUUGACGGACGCGGCGGCGGCGACGCGUCGUCGGCGGAGAGAGUGCGGGAGCGGACCGUGAUUGGGAGUACGCAUACAUACACGGAGAGUGCAGCGGUGCGUGUGGUGUGUGUGUGUGCGUGUGUGCGUGCGCGCGCGCGCACGCUUCUGUGCGUGCGCGCGUGAAUGGAUGCGUGCAUCAAACAUAACCUAACCUGAGCGUCGCCAAGCGCGCUAAGUGCCGUUCGCUGUCACGCUCUCGCGAUAUCGUACGUGACGGAAGGGAUAUAUAUAUACAUAUAUAUGUUGCAUGCAGAUGUACAUGCGUAUCAUCGGGAUUGCGGAGACAGGCUCUUCGAGAUCGGGGAUCGCACAGGCGCGACGAUAAUAACGGUGAUGCCCUCGGCGUCCUCGUCGACGUGAGCGCGAGCGACGGCGAGGUGUGCGCGCGGGAGGUGGAGGACGACACGUCGUCGCUUAUCUCGGAGCGCGUGAUAAAGGACGCCGUCCGCGCAGCGUAUCGCUCGCGCGAGUGACCGCCUCGCCAGUAGAGUGUGACCGGUGUGAAGACCGGAGCGAAGACAUCCCUUCGGUGCUGCAGCGAGAGAAGAGAGGAACUAUGCCCGUCGCGUGAGAUUCAACGUCUCUAACAUCAUCACCACCACUAUCACCACCGGGUCCACCACCGAUCGACUCGCCCGCCGAUCGUACGUGGCUGAAACGGGCGACACAAAGUAACGGUGGCUCGCCUCGUCGUCGUCGUCGUCGUCGAGGGGGCGAAGAAGCACGGCCCGUGAAGUGGGGGCGGACGGGCCAGCAAGUGCUUUGAUGGCAGUGGUUGGGCCCAGCCGGCACUCGCGGGUGUCCAUGAGCGUGUCCAUACCGCUGAUGCAGGGCGGCGGGGCGGGGGACCGGCGCCGGCGGCGGGGCGCCGGUGCCGCCGCAGCCGCCGCCGCCGCCGCGGCCGCCGGGGCCCACCCGGGCCAGGCCGUCCUCGCCGCCGCCGCCGCCGCGGCGGCCGCGGCCCAAGCGGCGCCCCCUUACUACCACCCUGCGGCCCCCGCUCCCCCGCCCCCGCCGCCAGCCCAGGAUCCCGUCCAGCCGGACCGACCCAUCGGUUACGGGGCCUUCGGCGUCGUCUGGGCUGUCACGGAUCCGAGGGAUGGUAGGAGAGUAGCCUUAAAAAAACUGCCGAACGUCUUUCAAAGUCUCGUGAGCAGCAAGCGAGUCUUCAGGGAGCUGAAAAUGCUUUGCUUCUUCAAACACGAUAACGUCCUUUCCGCGCUGGAUAUCCUUCAGCCGCCGCAUCUGGACUUCUUCCAAGAGAUAUACGUGAUCACCGAGCUGCUCCAGAGCGACUUGCACAAGAUCAUCGUGAGCCCACAGCAUCUCAGCCCGGACCACAUCAAGGUCUUCCUUUAUCAGAUCCUACGAGGCCUCAAGUACCUUCACUCGGCCCGAAUUCUCCACAGGGACAUCAAACCCGGGAACCUCCUAGUGAACAGCAAUUGCGUACUAAAAAUCUGUGAUUUCGGUUUGGCCCGGGUGGCGGAACCCGACCAGAACGUCCACAUGACCCAGGAAGUGGUGACACAGUAUUAUCGCGCGCCGGAAAUCCUGAUGGGCGCGCGACACUACACCGCCGCGGUGGACGUGUGGAGCGUCGGCUGUAUCUUCGGCGAGCUCCUACGCCGGCGGAUCCUCUUCCAGGCCCAAAGUCCCGUGCAACAGCUGGAAUUAAUUACGGAGCUACUGGGUUCGCCCACUCUCGAGGAGAUGAGGUAUGCGUGCGAGGGCGCGAAGUCUCACAUGCUGAGAAGGGCGCAGAAGCCGCCGUCGCUCGCGACCCUGUAUAAUCUUAGCAGCCAGGCGACGCACGAGGCCGUCCACUUGCUCUGCCAGAUGCUAGUCUUCGAUCCCGACAAGAGGAUCACUGUGGUGGACGCCCUGGCGCAUCCUUAUCUGGACGAGGGACGGCUCCGAUAUCAUUCGUGCAUGUGCACAUGCUGUUACACGACGAGCGCCGGUAUGAGACAGUACAGGGUGGAUUUCGAGCCUUCGGCCGCCCAUCCGUUCGACGAUCUCUGGGAGCGAAAGCUCACGAGUGUGCAGCAGGUGAAAGAGGAGAUGCACAAAUUUAUAGCGGAGCAGCUCAACACCUCGCGAGUGCCGCUCUGCAUUAAUCCGCAGUCCGCGGCGUUCAAGAGCUUCGCGAGCUCCACGGUGGCUCACCCCUCGGAAUUGCCACCCUCUCCACACCAGUGGGAAUAA
Messenger RNA from Solenopsis invicta (red fire ant), 3133 nucleotides. RefSeq names its product serine/threonine-protein kinase NLK (gene nmo). The record is from RefSeq and is a predicted model, not a curated record. Gene Ontology annotation, cellular component: cytoplasm; nucleus. NCBI's taxonomy places the organism in Eukaryota, Metazoa, Arthropoda, Insecta, Hymenoptera, Formicidae. Gene Ontology annotation, molecular function: MAP kinase activity; ATP binding. Gene Ontology annotation, biological process: protein phosphorylation; intracellular signal transduction.